UGUAACGUUACUUUCGAGGACACGGGAGUAUUCUGGCACGAUAAUUCGGAAGUAAUAAUAAUAUCCCGUUUGUUUUAGACAGAAUUGAAUGCUGUUUUCAUGUACAUGUAAACAUCAGCCGAUUUAUAGUUACUACGUCGUCAUUACGUCGUUAUUACGUCGCAUCUGCAGAAAGAAAGCUCCCACUGAAUCAGGGUAUUGUUAUGUUGCCUGUCGUGGUGGUCCAUGGGGGGGCUGGUCAUAUCCCCAAAGAGCGAUCAGAACGGUCCACCUCAGGAGUGUGCUCUGCAGCACGGUCAGCAUAUAAAGUCCUGAAAGGAGGCGGCAGUAGUAUGGAUGCUGUAGUGGAGGCUGUAAUGGUACUGGAGAAUAAUCCAUCAUUCAAUGCAGGAUGUGGCUCAGUGCUGAAUGUUAAAGGAGAGGUGGAGAUGGAUGCCCUUGUGAUGGAUGGGAGUACGCUGAGUAGCGGAGCGGUGUCUGCUGUCCGCAACAUAGCUAACCCGAUACAUCUGGCCAGGCUCGUCAUGGAGAAGACCAGUCAUGCAUGCCUGACAGCUGAAGGUGCCAGUCGGUUUGCUCGCUCCAUGGGUGUACCAGAGGUGCCUGAAGAGUCCCUGAUCACUGAGUAUUCCCGAAUGCGCUGGAAAAAGAACCUGGCCCCGGAUUCUAACCCUGUGGAGUGCCAAAUGGGCAAGAUGGGAACAGUUGGAGCAGUGGCGGUUGACAUUAACGGCACCGUAGCGUGUGCAACUUCCACUGGUGGAAUGUUGAACAAGAUGGAAGGCCGGGUUGGUGACACUCCAUGCAUUGGGAGUGGAGGCUAUGCCGACAAUAUGUCAGGAGCAGUGUCGACUACAGGCCACGGAGAAGCCAUCAUGAAGGUUACGCUGGCGAGACACAUCCUGUUCCAUAUGGAGCAAGGUCAGUCAGCUGAGGCUGCCAGUGAUUUGGGCCUGGCACACAUGAAGUCCAGAGUCGGGGGCCUGGGAGGCGUUGUGACUGUGGAUCCACAGGGAAACUGGGCCGCUCGCUUCUCCAGCCUGCAAAUGGCCUGGGCCGCUGCACAGAAAGAUAGCCUGCACUAUGGCCUCUACACAGGAGAACACUUUACUCAGAUCAUCGAGGACGCUCACUGACAUCAAUAACAGCUAUCAGUUUGCACCGUUGAAGCUGAAAAUCUGGCGAGAAACAAAUGAUUCAGAUGGAGAUGAUCAUCAGGUAAUGCAGCAGUGAUUAGCGAUGUUCAAGAUCAGCUAUAAGGCAAAAUGAACAAAUGAAUUAUUAAAAGUAUUCAUGUAAUCAUUAAAAAAAUCAAAUGCACUGGCCCGAAAACUGGUCAACUGUGCUCAAGUCUGAGAAGAUCCAAAUAAAACCCUUUAGGAGGUCUGUCCAGGAACAUCUCAGACACUCCAUGACUCAAUUUGUUUUCUUAAAACCUUUUUUUUUUUACUUCCUGAAUGCAAAGUGUUCAUUAUCAAAUUUUUUAUAGAAACUUGUCAGUGUUCUCUGAUCGUUAUAAGAUGUUCUGUGGAAAACCUUUAGCUUUUAAAACUAUUUGUCCUCUUUCAUUAGAAAAUGAAUGGAUUUUUAAUAUCAGGAAUGGAUUCCUGAUAUUAUCCUCUGUGUAAACAUACAAACUUUGUUUUUCUCUCCUCUCAGAACAAGUUUAAAUACAUACUGAUGCUGAAAAUCAUAGUGUUAAAAUCACUUAUAAAAAACAGGGCUAAUAAAGGUACAACUUAGUGCACUAGAACAUAAUAAAAAGCUAUGUUUCGGUGCUAAGAGAGUUCUAAAUAUUUCUGUUGGUUUGGAUGAUUACAGCUCCGUGCUACUGAAACCCAAACCCUGAUUCUGAUUCUCACAUUUAAGUAUUAAAAAUAGUAAUAAACCCUUUUGCCACCAGUAUUAUCAUCCCUCUGAAAGCUGCAGGUACAUUUAAAAUAAAGCUUUGCUGCAGAGGGAAAAACGAAGUGCUGUAAAGUUUCCCAGCAGACAGCUGCUACGACUGGACUUGAUAAAACCCAGUGGACUAACACCAGCAGAUGACACGGCUCCACAAAUCAUUACUGACAGUGGAAAAGUAACUUCCUCUCUUCCUUCCUGGAAGCUUGAUUUC
Molecule: messenger RNA, 2116 nt
Organism: Cyprinodon variegatus (sheepshead minnow)
Lineage: Eukaryota; Metazoa; Chordata; Actinopteri; Cyprinodontiformes; Cyprinodontidae
Gene: asrgl1
Product: asparaginase like 1
Exons: 7
Coding region: 204-1136 (310 amino acids)
Molecular function (GO): asparaginase activity
Source: RefSeq, a predicted model, not a curated record